CGACUGACAGCGGUAGGCGUGGCCAGUCCGCCAAAAGGCACGGGGGCGUUUUCGUGCGGGGUUCGCCUCACGGUGCUUCGUCUCACUGGACGUCGCCCCCUCCCCUUGUGGGGCCGGAGGAGCACCGGAUUAGGUGAUGCUCCAUCAGCCAGCAGGGGGCGUCUCCUGGCUGCAGCCCCUCCCCGCGACGACGCCUACAGGAUAGGAGAGCUCCCUUGCCGCCGGGGUCCCGCACGUCUGAGCCGCGUGGCGCGGAGGCGGCAGAGAUGGGCAGCCCGGGCUACGAGGUGGCGCCGGUGGAGGCCGAGGAGGUGUGCUCCGAGUGCGGCCAGGUGCACCGCAGCCGGGAGAACCACCUGUACAACUACGGCCUGGAGGUGGACGACGACCUGGUUUGCCACAUCUGCCUGCAGCCGCUGGUGCGGCCGCUGGACACGCCCUGCGGCCACACCUUUUGUGCCCGCUGCCUGCGCAGCUUCUUGCAGGACAGGGACUUCUGUCCGCUGGACAGGACGCGGCUGCAACUGGCGGCGUGUCGGCGCUCCAGCAUCCUGGUGCACAAGCUGCUGGACAAGCUGCCCGUCUGCUGCCCUUUGACCCCGGUCUGCUCCCUCAGCAUGCCCAGGUGUGACCUGGAGGCACACCUCAAACACAGGUGUCCAGGAAGGCGGUGCCAGCAGACCAGCGUGGAGGCUCCUCACAAGGACGGCGGGGACGAGCGAGCCAUGGUCAGAAGUCCACCCCGCUCCCCACACACCCACCUGGAGGACCUCACCCCGUCCCCGCCCCCACCCCCACCCCCACCCCCACCUGGUCCCCACAGCGGCGAGGGCGAGGUGGCCAUGAGGACGGAGGAGGUGGGCGUGGACAACCCCGCCUUUGAGGAGAGCACGGAGGAAGAGAGUGUGCUUCUCCCCAGAGUCAAGCGUCCUCUCAGCAACCCAUGCAUCCACCUGCUGCGCUCUGUCAGCUCCGCCUCCUCCGGCUGGGACUGCCCGGAGUCUCCGCCUCUUUCCGCAGAGGAGGGCUGCGUCAAGCUGCCGCCACUUCCGGAGGGCCAGAUAACGGCGGUGGAGGUGCACCGCACCAACCCCUACGUGGAGCUGGGCAUCAGCAUUGUGGGCGGCAACGAGACCCCCCUCAUCAACAUCGUCAUACAGGAAGUGUACCGGGAUGGCGUGAUCGCAAGAGAUGGACGCCUAUUGGCGGGCGACCAAAUACUCCAGGUCAACAACGUGGACAUCAGCAACGUCCCCCACAGUUUCGCCCGCUGCACCCUGGCCCGCCCCUGCACCACCCUGCAGCUGACGGUGCUCCGAGAGCGCCGCUGUGCGUCCCGAGCCCCGCCCCCCACCCCCGCCCCGUGCCCCACCCCCGAGGGCGACCCCCCCAGCCCGGCGUCCCUGAGGAUCACCCUGCACAAGCGGGACUCCUCGGAGCAGCUGGGCAUCAAGUUGGUGCGGCGGACGGACGAGUCGGGCGUCUUCGUGCUGGACCUGCUGGACGGGGGCCUGGCGGCCAAAGACGGCCGCCUGCGCAGCAACGACCGCCUGAUGGCCGUCAACGAGCAGGACCUGCGCCACGGCACGCCGGAGCAGGCCGCGCAGGUCAUACAGGCCAGCGGCGAGCGAGUCCAUCUGCUGAUCGUGCGAGCCGACAAAGUAACUCCGCCUCCAAACUGCAGCUCCGCCAGCAGAGAUCUCUACUGCCUUGACCACUUCCUGCCUAACCUGCUGCCGCGCACCAGCGCCCACAGGGACCUCACCUGCCAGGAGAAGCACAUCACUGUGAAGAAAGAACCCCUGGAGUCUCUGGGCAUGACGGUGGCGGGGGGGCGGGGCAGCAAAAGCGGCGAGCUGCCCAUCUUCGUCACCAGCGUCCAGGCGCACGGCUGCUUGUCCAGGGACGGGCGAAUCAAGCGAGGUGACGCGGGCGACGCCAACCAGCGGGAGCACGCCGUGGAAACCUGCUCUUCUUCUUCUUCUUCCUCAGGUGACGUCCUGCUGAGCAUCAACGGCCAGGACUUGACCUCCCUGAGCCACAGCGAGGCGGUGGGCACGCUGAAGGCCAGCGCCGCCUCGCCCUCGGUGCAGCUGAGGGUGCUGGAGGUCAGCGUGGUGGAGCAGCGCCAACGUGACCAGCUGCCGCCGCACGCUCACCACUGCGACUUUGACGCCAACUGGUCGCCCUCCUGGGUCAUGUGGCUCGGCCUGCCCAGCUGGCUACACAGCAGUCAUCACAUCGUGCUGCGCAGGAGCCACCCGGGCAGCUGGGGCUUCAGUAUUGUGGGCGGCUACGAAGAAAGCCACGCCAACCAGGCCUUCUUCAUCAAGACCAUCGUGCUGGGCACGCCGGCGUACUACGACGGACGCCUCAAGUGCGGCGACAUGAUCGUGGCCGUCAACAACCUGUCCACCGCGGGAAUGAGCCACUCGGCGUUGGUGCCAAUGCUGAAGGAGCAGCGCUGCAGAGUGGAUCUGACCGUGGUCUCCUGGCCCGGCAGUCUGGUCUAGGACCACAACCUUCUAGUCCCGGGACACACCGCGCCAUGCCUUCCACAAACUCUUCAGUGGACCUUGGAGAUCUUAUUAUUAUUAUUAUUAUUAUUAUUAUUAUUAUGAACCAGUGAGCUGCCCUCCAUCACCAUGACAACCAGCUGUACUUUUAUACAUGGCCUAGUUCUUCAAUAAAUAAAGUCCAUUUGCAGUAGAAGUGAACUUUUAAUUCAUUCAACAAAAUAAUUAGUCAACAAAACACUUUAGUAAAUUAACCUGAUUAACAACCUGAAGAUGGUGGAUCAUCCAAACAGGUGUUCUGCACCUUAGAAGAUGGUGGAUCAUCCAAACAGGUGUUCUGCACCUUAGAAGAUGGUGGAUCAUCCAAACAGGUGUUCUGCACCUUAGAAGAUGGUGGAUCAUCCAAACAGGUGUUCUGCACUUUAGAAGAUGGUGGAUCAUCCAAACAGGUGU
This is a messenger RNA of Nerophis ophidion (straightnose pipefish), 2969 nucleotides long. It is a transcript of the gene lnx2a, whose product is annotated as ligand of numb-protein X 2a. The transcript has 10 exons. Bases 267 to 2513 code for a protein of 748 amino acids. Gene Ontology annotation, molecular function: ubiquitin-protein transferase activity; protein binding; metal ion binding. Lineage: Eukaryota; Metazoa; Chordata; Actinopteri; Syngnathiformes; Syngnathidae. The record is from RefSeq and is a predicted model, not a curated record.